CUGCGAUUUUCGAAGGCCUGAACUAUUCUCACACACCUAGGUAUAUUGCGAGUGCCUAGGUAAGGCAUUGGUAUCGUCUACUCAUGACUCACCAAUAGAACGUACCAACUGGCAAGACUUGCGUCAUAUUGCUUAGGGUUCGAAAUCUGUAAUCGUUGAUCCACAGACAUUUCACGAUUCAACAAUAAUCUCUCUCUCGAUCAGUGGCCAGCGACUGCAUUAUCUGCCCCGGUUUGCAUAUCUAGGUAGAGUCCAUAUCAGACCGCGCCCGUUGCUGCAGUGCAUGCGGUCAAUUGCCUUCGACGAGGCGUAGAUUCAUACAAGAACGCCAUCCUGGCGCUGGUUCUUCUGGUCAGCAAAAAAAUCUGGCCCCAGCUGCACAUACACACAAAAUGCCGCCCUCUACAUGCCAGAUAUGCUCAGUAGCUCGCGCUCAGAUCCUUCGUCCCAAGAAUCACGCUAAAAUAUGUGCGCCUUGUUUCAUCAAGCUAUUUGAAGAUGAGGUUGCCGAGACAGUGGAGGCAUCCGAACUUUUCCAGCCCGGAGAGAGAGUGGCGAUCGGCGCCUCUGGCGGCAAGGACAGCACUGUCCUAGCUUCAGUCCUGAAGACAUUGAAUGAACGGCACGCGUGGAAUCUCGACCUGGUCUUGCUGUCUAUAGAUGAAGGCAUCCAGGGCUACCGAGAUCAUAGUCUGGAAGCUGUCAAGAGGAAUAGUGCUGAGCUCGGGCUUCCACUGAAAAUUGUCAGCUAUCAGGAAUUGUACGGCUGGUCGAUGGAUCAAGUCGUUGCACAAGUGGGAAAGAAGGGCAAUUGCACAUACUGCGGAGUCUUCAGACGGCAAGCUCUGGAUCGCGGUGCCGCUAUGCUUGGAGUCGGCCACGUCGUGACCGGUCAUAAUGCAGAUGAUGUUGCUGAAACUGUUUUAAUGAACUUGCUUCGAGGCGAUCUACCACGACUGAGUCGUGCAACAAGCAUUGUGACUAGCACUCCGUCCGCGACCAUGAGUGAUCAGAGUCAUGGCAAACGAGACGAAGAGAACAAGGCCGUUACAUUCACCAACAUCAAGCGCUCUAAACCCUUGAUGUUCGCAUAUGAAAAGGAGAUUGUCCUCUAUGCGCACCAUAAGAAACUGGAUUACUUUAGUACCGAGUGCAUAUACAGUCCAGAGGCGUUCCGGGGUUCAGCCAGAACACUCAUCAAAAGCCUUGAGCGCAUUCGGCCAGAAAGCAUUCUGGAUGUCGUUCGCUCUGGCAAGGAUAUGGCCAAAUUGGUCCCAAACGCAAAUAACAGCAAUGGUAAAGUAUGUGGCGCCGACCAGGAUCUCGCAGCGAAGGGAGCUGAAGACGAAGUGGCCGGUGGAUGUGGUACUGCGAACGGCAAAUCUAGCGGCGGCGAAAUGGCCGCGAUGGAGCAAAAGCUACGUCGAGAUGAAUUUGCCGAAGAACAGGGAACUGAGACUGAGAUCACUGGGUCUGGCGUAGUUGCACGAAAAGACGAUGCGCCCAUUCAGAACCCGAGUAAAAAGAUGGCAUCUAAUCCAUUGCAGUCGGACCAAGUAAAAGACUCAGGAAGAGGGACAGGUCGACAAAGCCUUCCCAUGAGACAAAAGCUCGGUCAAUGUGAGCGCUGCGGCUACUUGUCUUCGCAAGCCAUUUGCAAAGCAUGUGUCCUGCUUGAAGGUCUCAAUAAGGCACGACCUAGGACGGAUAUUGAGCUCACAGAAGCAGCUGGCUAGUACUUUGCACGUUCCCGAACACUCGUCGAAGUCAAACAUCGCGCAUGCGAGCGGCCGACCUCAGCUUGCUCCAUUCUGCUUUUGGGCCAACAUGUUCGAUAUCUGUGUCUAUUCACAAAGAUCGAACUUCAGUACAGGAGAAAAGUCUCGGAUGCUCGAGGGAACCGUCAGCUCUUCCCAACACCGAUGUUGUCUCUCACUACAGCAGCGACGUCGCGCAUUGUUGUCGGAUAUGCUCAAAGCUUCCUUAGUCAACCCUUUGUGGCCCCCGAGGUCAGGAAAUUUAUCAUGAAAAGCCCCAUAUCUUUGGUGGACACGCCGUAACAAAGGAGAGAGUGAAGUGGAGCCACGUCCUUCGCCAAGGCUACCUCUGCUUCGCCGAACAGUCC
This is a messenger RNA of Dissoconium aciculare CBS 342.82, 2125 nucleotides long. RefSeq names its product adenine nucleotide alpha hydrolases-like protein. Bases 393 to 1736 code for a protein of 447 amino acids. Gene Ontology annotation, molecular function: tRNA binding. Gene Ontology annotation, cellular component: cytosolic tRNA wobble base thiouridylase complex; mitochondrion. Lineage: Eukaryota; Fungi; Ascomycota; Dothideomycetes; Mycosphaerellales; Dissoconiaceae. The record is from RefSeq and is a predicted model, not a curated record. The transcript is spliced from 2 exons. Gene Ontology annotation, biological process: tRNA wobble position uridine thiolation.